GCCAAGUCAAAUUCUGUGCCCAAUUCUCCUGGGAGAAAGUCUGAUGGGAACAAUACUUAAAUUAUUUUAGUUUUGGUUAGUCUCACCUAUAUGCAGGUUAGGCCACUGUAAAUGUUGAAUGAGACAAAGCGUGUGUAUUUUCGCCAAGAUGAAUAACCCAUCUACUCUGGCAAACCCUGGCAGGAUUUGAGUUAUUUGCUGGGUCACUCCCACUCUUGGGUAUCUUUAUUGCAAAAAGGAUAUUUUCUCCGGGCAUAUUUUGGGAUGAUUAAACUGUGGAAAUGGCUAUUUAACAACGCGAACAGUAAGAUCAAUUAAAUACCGUGCACCAGGAACGCUUUCGCAAGCUGUCUGACUCCCUAUAACCUAAAUGUUUACUGGACUAUGAUGGUGUUGGUUUAUCUAUGCGUGUUUCAUCGACUCCGAGAUGCGGGAGGUGGAGUUUCCACGCGCACUCAGCUUAUAUACCACACAUACGCAACGCAAGACCACAGAGCAUAGAGGUUUCAUACCCUUGGAAGUCGACAUUUCUGACAGGAUUUCUUGCUCAAGUUCUUCUGCUCAACAGGUGUCGGAAUCGUUUAAAUCGUCUGUCACGGAAAGAAGGGAAAAGUUUUCAGUUUUCCACAGAACCAUGCUCUGCACACAACACCAGUGAGACCCAAACAGGGGACCCCAACGCUGAGUCUGCUUCUUCACCACCCCCCCUCCACCAACAUCCGCACGGCUGAUCAACGAUGAACGCCUCAGAGACCACCACCCUCCCCGUUCCCCACUGGAGCUCCUGGCUGAACGCCAGCCCCGUGUACUCCCACCCCAACGUAACCUCCACGUCCCCCUCCAUCACCAGGCCCAAGGCGUGUGAGCAACUCAACAUCGCCACGGAGGUCUUCCUCACACUGGGCAUCAUCAGCCUCCUGGAGAACAUCUUGGUCAUCUGGGCCAUCGUGAAGAACAAGAACCUCCACUCGCCCAUGUACUUCUUCGUCUGUAGCCUGGCCGUGGCCGACAUGCUGGUGAGUGUGUCCAACGCGUGGGAAACCAUCGUUAUCUACCUGCUGAACAACCGGAAGCUGGUGGUGGAUGAAUACUUCACCCAGCAGAUGGACAACGUCUUAGACUCUUUGAUCUGCAUCUCGGUGGUGGCGUCCAUGUGUAGCCUGCUGGCCAUCGCCGUGGACCGCUACGUCACCAUCUUCUACGCGCUGCGCUACCACAACAUCAUGACCGUCCGCCGAGCCUCGUUCAUCAUCGCCGGCAUCUGGACCUUCUGCACGGGCUGCGGCAUCGUCUUCAUCAUCUACUCGGACUCGACGUCCGUCAUCGUCUGCCUGGUGUCCAUGUUCUUCGCCAUGCUGGUGCUCAUGGCCUCGCUGUACAGCCAUAUGUUCAUGCUGGCACGCUCGCACGUCAAGCGCAUCGCCGCGCUGCCCGGCUACAACUCCAUCCACCAGCGGGCGAGCAUGAAGGGUGCCAUCACGCUCACCAUCCUGCUGGGCAUCUUUGUGGUGUGCUGGGCGCCCUUCUUCCUGCACCUCAUCCUCAUGAUCUCCUGCCCACGCAACAUCUACUGCAUCUGCUUCAUGUCGCAUUUCCACAUGUACGUCAUCCUCAUCAUGUGCAACUCCGUCAUCGACCCGCUCAUCUACGCCUUCCGCAGCCAGGAGAUGCGCAAGACCUUCAAGGAGAUCAUCUGCUGCUACAGCCUGCGUAGCGUCUUCGAAAACGUCCUCACGCUACCCAUGCCCGAACGGACCGCCAACAACCAGGUCAACGACACAUCUCAGGCCACGAGGAACGCCAAAAGGUCAUAAGCACGCACAAGGUGAGCCUGGAUGAAUUGUUUCACCUGAUUAGCUACACCUGCAGUGCCAUUUCACCAUCAAAACAGGGAUUUUUACUGCCAAAACAGGGAUGGUUGGAUGUACAUAUGGAUGUUCACCGUCAUAUAUGACAAGAAAACAUAACAUUCAUUAAAAGGGUUUCAUUUGAAGGAUUCACCAGCUUUCAUUUAAAGGCUUCCAAAAGACAAAAGAUAAUUCAGCCACAUCAUAUGGACUCUGAUCAUCUCAGUAUCAACUGUAUACAAAAAUAAAUGUGGAGCCUGAAAUUGAAAAGAACUCGCUGAAGGCAUAAACUAUAACAGUGCAAUACUGAAAGCGCUACAUGAAAUCAGGACUACUCAUGAAUACUCGUGGCAAACUAGUUGUGAAUAAAUGUUGUACAAUGUAAAUGAAAAUAAUUAUAUAUUAUCGCAUUGAUAUAACACUGACCUACUGUGAACUAUCUUGAAUUUUUUCAUGCAUAUCCAAAGCACUAUACAUACCAAAGUGGUAGCCUGAGAUUAAGGUUAAUCAAUAAAUCAUUGCACCUAUGUCAUUAACAGAUACAUGUCAGUGACUGAAGGCUGAGCCAACAUUGCGGAUCUUUUUGCAUUUAGCUAUCGAGGCAGAACUUUUGGCACUAGUUCCAUAAAUCAGCCAGAAGUACAAGUGUAUCAGUCAGAUAAUUCAGAGAGUUUGGAGGGAAAAGGAUCCUCUAAAAGAGGACCUCCCACAGGAUCACACUGUCCAAAUGGCCUCACCAGUGACUCACCAGUAAGGGCAGUUAUCAUUCACGUUUCAUUAACUGUCUUUUGUCAUCACAUAACAUGUGCAUAUGAGAGGUAGCUAUUAAAUAACAAGACUAAUGCUGUAGUUUAAACGUAA
Clupea harengus (Atlantic herring) is the source of this 2708-nucleotide messenger RNA. RefSeq names its product melanocortin 5a receptor (gene mc5ra). The record is from RefSeq and is a predicted model, not a curated record. Gene Ontology annotation, cellular component: membrane. NCBI's taxonomy places the organism in Eukaryota, Metazoa, Chordata, Actinopteri, Clupeiformes, Clupeidae. Gene Ontology annotation, biological process: G protein-coupled receptor signaling pathway. Gene Ontology annotation, molecular function: melanocortin receptor activity.